Molecule: messenger RNA, 1633 nt
Organism: Eurytemora carolleeae
Lineage: Eukaryota; Metazoa; Arthropoda; Copepoda; Calanoida; Temoridae
Product: phosrestin-1
Exons: 18
Coding region: 20-1219 (399 amino acids)
Biological process (GO): G protein-coupled receptor internalization; signal transduction
Cellular component (GO): cytoplasm
Molecular function (GO): G protein-coupled receptor binding
Source: RefSeq, a predicted model, not a curated record
UUUUCAUUAAUUUCCAAACAUGGGAGGAACAGCAAAGAUUUUCAAAAAAUGUGCCCCUAACGGACGAGUAUAUGUUUACCUGGGGAAAAGAGAAUUUGUUCAGUGUGAUGGAGCAACUGAGCCUGUUUCUGGAAUAGUUUAUAUUCAGGACUGGAAGGAUACUCUGAAGGGUAGGAAGGUGUAUGUCCAGCUGGUAGUUACCUUUAGACAUGGUCGGGAAGAGGACGAGACUAUGGGACUAUCCUUCAAGAAGGAGCUUAUCAUUGAUCGUACAGAGGUGAACCCUGCUGAGAAUAAAGAGGGAGAAACUAAACUUCAGACUGUUCUAAAGCAGAAGCUUGGUGACGGAGCAGUUCCUUUUACUCUUCAGUUCCCUGAGUUAGCUCCGAACUCUGUUCUAAUCUGCUCCAGUGAAGACGAGGAUCCAUCCAAGAGAACUAUGGGCGUGUUCUACGAUGUGAGAGCACAUAUAGCUGAUGCCAAUGAUGACUAUACCGGCAAGAAAGGGUCAACCGUUAGUAUGGGGAUUAGAAAGUCUCAAUAUGCUCCCAAUGAUAUAAAGCAGAGGAGUCCAACAUCUACAGCAGAGAAAGGUUUUGUGUUUGGUUCAGGUAAAAUUGUGCUUGAAGCGAACCUAGACAAGGAGGUUUUCUACCAUGGCCAGGAUAUCCCUCUUCAUGUAUCCCUUAAUAAUAACAGUAAAAAAACUGUUAAAUCUAUACAGUGCACCAUCAGUCAAAUUUGUGAAUUAUCAAUGGUCAAUGCACACUACUCUUGUAAGGUUGCAAGAUUAGAAUCUCAAGAUGGGUGUCCUUUACAAUCUGGAGGAUCACUCAAUCGAACCUUCAUCCUUAAACCUCUGGCUCAAAUUUGUCAGGGAGCCCGAGGGUUAUGUUUGGACGCCUCCCUGAGUAAGGUUCAGGACGAAUCUAAUCUAGCUUCCUCCAGUAUAUCAGAAACUGGAAACAACAAUGAUCUUCUUGGAGUCAUUGUCAGCUAUAGCAUAAAGGUAAAAGUUCUGCUGGGAGGUAUGGGCGGAGAACUCGAAACAGAUAUACCCUUUAAACUUGUUCAUCCCAGACCAGACAGCUUGGAAAUGGAAAACCUGAACAAAGAGAAAACCUCGGCAAGAAGCAAACAGACAGACAAAAGAAGACGAAUGUUUCAGGGCCAGGACAGUGUACUUAACGAAUCUUUCCACACUAGUCAGGAUAAUUAAAAAGUCUAAAACUGGCGAAGGUGUGCACGAAGACGACUUUAUUCAAGGAUCAUUCUUUGCAAUUCUUGCAUUUGUUCAAAUAACUGUGAGUGUAUUGCUUCUUAUCUACUUUUUCAACACUAAGACUACGGAACCAGGUUCAAAGGAUAGUCUUCCUCCACUACCAUCUAGCGGCCAUUUGUUAAACUGCUCAUUUCUUGUUUUCAUCUGUUCCUUUUAUUUAAUUGUCCUAUAAUAUCAUAUAUAUAUAUACAAUUUAUAUUAUUACAGAGAAUAUUUAGUUCAUAUUUCCUCGUCAAACUUUAGAAAAUAUUGUAUUCAUCAUUGCAAAUUAAACAUUGUGUAUAUAUGUUGAUCUUUUUGUAAUAAAUCCACUUUACAUUAGCAAAUGUUAAUAAACACUAAACACUUAAA